AUGGUAUACAUCUAUCUACACAAAGCAUCGCUGUUAAUUAAAAGUCAAGUGUCAGUGCCAACAAUUCCGUUGCAAUGGCUCGUACCAAGCAGACCGCCCGUAAAUCUACCGGAGGUAAAGCUCCUCGUAAGCAGCUGGCCACCAAAGCUGCCCGUAAAAGCGCUCCAUCGACAGGAGAGCGCCGCCAUUGGCGCCCUCCAGGAAGCAAGCGAAGCUUAUUUGGUGGGUCUCUUUGAGGACACCAAUCUGUGUGCCAUCCACGCUAAGAGGGGGCGUUUUUGUCCCACUUUUUCUUUUUGCAUCCACACCCCGCCUAAAAGUUUGGAAGGAAACAAAAGGCAUCCUCCUCCUACUGAACAUUUAUUUCCUUUUCUCUUGAGCCCCCUUUUCUUUCCUUCCAUCUUUUUUUUUUUUCCCCCCCCGCGGGACCAAAACGACUUUCUUCGUAUUUUUUUUUUUUCUCCCCUAAAUGCCUUUUCCCUUCUACGUUACUUAUUUGUUAUAAAGUAUAUUUCCUUCCCCUUAUCAUUCUUCCUUUCGGAAGAGAGAAUCAUCUUAUGA
Acanthosepion pharaonis is the source of this 561-nucleotide messenger RNA. NCBI's taxonomy places the organism in Eukaryota, Metazoa, Mollusca, Cephalopoda, Sepiida, Sepiidae. The record is from the annotation of a GenBank genome assembly.